Messenger RNA from Ostrea edulis (European flat oyster), 1314 nucleotides. RefSeq names its product GTP-binding protein Rheb-like. The record is from RefSeq and is a predicted model, not a curated record. The transcript is spliced from 8 exons. Gene Ontology annotation, molecular function: GTPase activity; GDP binding; GTP binding. Bases 111 to 713 code for a protein of 200 amino acids. Gene Ontology annotation, biological process: small GTPase-mediated signal transduction. Gene Ontology annotation, cellular component: plasma membrane. NCBI's taxonomy places the organism in Eukaryota, Metazoa, Mollusca, Bivalvia, Ostreida, Ostreidae.
CGUUUCCGGUUCACAAUAAAGGGAAUUAACCCACGACUAUGGUUUGAAGUGAAAACAUAAGUAAGAUAUUCCCCCUCUCGUUCACUUGAUUUGGCUCAGACUGGGUAAAAAUGCCAGCUAAACAAAGAAGAGUAGCUCUGAUGGGCUUUAGGUCGGUUGGAAAAUCAUCGGUUACAAUCCAGUUUGUAGAAAAUCAUUUUGUGGACUCAUAUGACCCAACAAUUGAAAACACUUUCCAGAAGACUCUUAAAAUCCGUGGACAAGAGUACUCUUUACAGGUGAUAGACACAGCUGGUCAGGAUGAGUAUUCCGUUCUGCCACAGUCCUAUUUUGUGAAUAUAGAUGGAUAUGUUUUAGUUUAUUCUGUCAAUUCUAAAAAGAGCUUUGAAGUGGUUAAGUUUGUUUAUGACAAACUCCUGGAUAUGAAAGGAACCAUCAACGGGGUACCAGUCGUUUUAGUGGGAAACAAGUGUGACUUGGCCACUGAAAGGUACUGUGACAAUAUACAGGAAAACGAGUGUGACUUGCCCACUAAAAGGGAGGUGACUUAUGAGGAAGGGAAAAGGUUGGCAGACAGCUGGAAGGUGUCAUUUAUGGAAACUAGUGCAAAGGAGCAUCACAGUGUGACAGAAGUCUUCACACAGAUUAUCCUAGCCAUUGAGAGGGCGGAGGGAAAUAACCCAGACCAGAAUAAAUCCUGUAUAUUAUCUUGAUGAUAAUGAUUUGUUGACUUGUUCACAUCUAAUCUGAGUUUUGUAGGAUGUGAAUUUCAAUAAUUACAUGUAUUAUACAUACAAUCUACAGAUGUUUUUUGCUAUGUGAAUGCAUGACAACAUCUCGGGUGAAAAAUGACUUGAAUUUUAUGAACAUGAUGAAUUUUCUUCUAUGAAUUGGGAAAGAUGUGGAGUUAUUAAGUUGCCAGAUUAUUUAGAGUGCCGUGGGUGUGUGAAGGAAGGCAUGUUCUGGACAGAUAUAUCAUGAUUCAACACUGUAAUGUUUAUAUGUAUAAAUAUUGAAUCAUGAAUAUGUACUUAUACUGAUUAUGUAUUUUGAUGUGCACAAUCUUGGAUUUGACCAGCAGUUAACUAAAGGUCAAUGAUAAGGAAUGUUAUAAUGUUUAUUUUUCUCUUCAGAAUGUUGUGUGAUGGAUCAUUGUGGUUGAAUGUUAUUCAGGAAUUUACAUAAUGAUUCUUUUGUCAUCAUAUGGCAGUUUUAUUUUCACUUCACUGUAAAGAAGCACAAGUUAUAUUAAAAAUUUAAUCAAAUGUGAAUCUAUUAUUUACUUUUUCAUGCAAUAAAAUUAUGAAUGUUAAA